GCGGCCUCUUUCCUGUUCCGGCGCCUGAGUGAGGCGCGUGGAGUAAACGCGGCAGCACUUGCGACCCCCGCGCCCGGCAUCCGGAGACCUCCCCCUGCCCCGCGUGGACCGAGGACCGAGGACCGAUAUGACUGAGUGGGAGACAGCGGCGCCGGCCGUGGCCGAGACCCCGGACAUCAAGCUGUUCGGCAAGUGGAGCACAGAUGACGUGCAGAUCAAUGACAUCUCCUUGCAGGAUUACAUCGCAGUCAAGGAGAAGUACGCCAAGUAUCUUCCCCACAGCGCAGGGCGCUACGCCGCCAAGCGCUUCCGCAAGGCCCAGUGCCCCAUCGUGGAGCGCCUCACCAACUCCAUGAUGAUGCACGGCCGCAACAACGGCAAGAAGCUCAUGACCGUGCGCAUCGUCAAGCACGCCUUCGAGAUCAUCCACCUGCUCACCGGGGAGAACCCACUGCAGGUUCUUGUGAACGCCAUCAUCAACAGCGGGCCCCGGGAGGACUCCACCCGAAUUGGACGGGCAGGGACGGUGAGGCGCCAGGCCGUGGACGUGUCCCCGCUCCGGCGGGUCAACCAGGCCAUCUGGCUCCUGUGCACCGGCGCCCGAGAGGCCGCCUUCCGCAACAUCAAGACCAUCGCCGAGUGUCUGGCCGAUGAGCUCAUCAAUGCCGCCAAGGGCUCCUCGAACUCGUACGCCAUCAAGAAGAAGGAUGAGCUGGAGCGAGUGGCCAAGUCUAACCGCUGAGGCCGGUGGCUUCUGUCUCUAAUAAAUGCCCCCUCCCCCUGCAACAGGGGCAGGGUCCCUCUCUGUG
This is a messenger RNA of Antechinus flavipes (yellow-footed antechinus), 809 nucleotides long. RefSeq names its product ribosomal protein S5 (gene RPS5). Bases 128 to 742 code for a protein of 204 amino acids. Lineage: Eukaryota; Metazoa; Chordata; Mammalia; Dasyuromorphia; Dasyuridae. Gene Ontology annotation, cellular component: cytosolic small ribosomal subunit; ribosome. The transcript has 6 exons. Gene Ontology annotation, biological process: ribosomal small subunit assembly; translation. Gene Ontology annotation, molecular function: rRNA binding; mRNA binding; structural constituent of ribosome. The record is from RefSeq and is a predicted model, not a curated record.